This is a messenger RNA of Protopolystoma xenopodis, 927 nucleotides long. The record is from the annotation of a GenBank genome assembly. Lineage: Eukaryota; Metazoa; Platyhelminthes; Monogenea; Polystomatidea; Polystomatidae.
AUGCCUGGCUGGACGAAUCAGCCUGAUCCAAGGCGUCAACAACCUUCCUCACAGCAGCAUGUUCCUACAGGUCAAGAUGGCAAUGCCUAUUGGUAUCCUCCAGGUCAUGCAGGUCCCUUGACCAACACUGACUGGGAGGGCCAAACGCCUCCCAAUUUUGAUGAGGAAUCGGGCACCGCUUCACAGGAGGGAAGCGGAAUGGCAGUUGACCAGGAUAUGGUUCAUAGGCCUUCCUCUUUGCAGCGAAAUCGACAGGGCAUCUCUCGUCCGGAGAAAGUAAAGACAUCUACAACAACUGCCAGUCCGACGACCAUCAUGACCACAACUACGACGACCACUCCUAUGACUACGACGGCCACUCCUACGACUACGACCACUACUUCCACGACUACGACCACUACUCCCAUGACUACGACCACUCCCGUGACUACUACAACUACGACUAAGCCGACUACAACUUCUCCCACUACAACGACUAUGAUGACCACUACAACUACCUUACCUCCCAUGACAACAAUGACCACGACUGUUGCCACAACCACUGUACCUACCACGACAACGACGACUACCACUAACACUCCGAUAGCUACAACAACUACCUCUAUCAGUACCACUACCGAACCUAAGACUCAUUUCACCUCUCCAAGACCGUUUUCGACCACUGCUGACACACCAGUCCCUGUCACACCAGUAUAUCGUGGAAGAAUUAAUGCUACUCGGUCACAGGCUGCAUCGAAGCAAUAUCCUUCACAGCCCUCAGUUGUUAUUCCUCCCCAAAAACGCCCUUUAACCACAUACCAGCAUCAAAAGGUUUCUCCACCGACAACCACGCCUCCUUUGAAAUCCACUACAACUCCACAUACCUAUGGUACGUAUUGGAAUUAUCACACAUCAAUAAAAAAAUCUUCAGCAACAAAAUCGCCAUAG